AUGGCCAACGUCAACACAAAUGAAGAAUACAUCAGUGAUUCUUCUUCUGAUUUUACUGAGUAUUGGAUAGAUUUAUUCUUAGGUAUAAAGGGGAAUGAAUACUUCUGUGAUAUUGACGAAGAAUAUAUCCGUGACAGAUUUAAUUUAACAGGAUUGAACCAGGAAGUGAGUAAAUUGCCUACGUUGAUUGAUAUAAUAACGGACUUGGUUGAUAUAGAACAACAACCAGAGGAACAUAAGGAUGCUUUGGAGCUCAAUGCCAGAAUAUUGUACGGGUUGAUUCAUGCUAGAUAUAUUUUGACAUCCAGAGGCUUGAAUAAGAUGUUCGAAAAGUACAGAAAUGGUGACUUUGGAUAUUGUCCUAGAGUUCACUGUCAGUUACACCCUUUGUUACCGGUCGGAUUGAAUGACCAGCCUAGAUUGGCGUCAGUCAAGUUAUAUUGCGCUAAAUGUGAGGACUUGUAUAACCCUAAGUCUGGAAGACAUUCUGUGGUAGAUGGAGCGUACUUUGGUACAUCGUUCCCUGCAAUGUUUUUCCAGAACUUUCCCCAAGUAAUACCUACGCAUGUCAAAGAAACAUAUGUGCCAAAGGUUUUUGGCUUCAAAUUGCACGAUUAUUCCAAAUUGAACAGAUGGCGGGAGUUACAACGAGUUAAGUUAGAGAAAAGAUUAGCUAAAGAUGGUAUAAAAAUUGAUAACGUUGUAGGAGGCUUUAUCUCUAAUAAGCAGAGUGACAAAAAAGAGGCCGAGGCCUAA
Molecule: messenger RNA, 756 nt
Organism: Debaryomyces fabryi
Lineage: Eukaryota; Fungi; Ascomycota; Pichiomycetes; Serinales; Debaryomycetaceae
Gene: CKB2
Product: casein kinase 2 regulatory subunit
Exons: 1
Coding region: 1-756 (251 amino acids)
Cellular component (GO): protein kinase CK2 complex; cytoplasm
Molecular function (GO): protein kinase regulator activity
Source: RefSeq, a predicted model, not a curated record